Messenger RNA from Pundamilia nyererei, 2139 nucleotides. It is a transcript of the gene ndufaf7, whose product is annotated as NADH:ubiquinone oxidoreductase complex assembly factor 7. The transcript is spliced from 10 exons. Gene Ontology annotation, molecular function: protein-arginine omega-N symmetric methyltransferase activity. The record is from RefSeq and is a predicted model, not a curated record. Lineage: Eukaryota; Metazoa; Chordata; Actinopteri; Cichliformes; Cichlidae. Gene Ontology annotation, cellular component: mitochondrion. Gene Ontology annotation, biological process: mitochondrial respiratory chain complex I assembly. The coding region runs from base 297 to 1661 and encodes 454 amino acids.
GCGUUAGCAUGUGGUGCUUUAACGCUUUUGCACGGGGACGGUGCAGCGUUUGACCUGCGGUAACUUACACCCGGAUAUCCAUAAACGCAUUCAGACGUUUUUAUCUCGUGUACCAGGAGAUGAAACGUCGCCUCCGACGGCAGGUUUCUGAUGUUUUUGUAUCCUUAAAAACAACAGAAACCUCGUAGUUGAAGCUAACCGGCUAGCCGCUGUGCUGUCAAAGAGCAGAGAGUCCCUCCAUGUGGUUAAAGUAAUAUCCAGUAAUGAGGUGGUUCUGUUCUUUCCUGUGAAGCAGAAUGAGGGCUCUUCUCUGUGUUAAAGCACAGCAGCUGCUCAGCAGAGGUUUUAUCCACCCUGUCAGGCCGGCAGCAGCAGUGCGAUGGCAAGCAGCCCCUUCCAAACUCUUCUGCAGCUCUGCACCUGAUGGAAACAACAAACCAUCCUCCAUGCUGCGCCACCUGACCUCUAAAAUAAAAGCCACGGGGCCGAUCCCUGUGGCAGAGUACAUGAGGGAGGUGCUCACCAACCCUGUGAAGGGUUAUUAUGUGAGGAGCAACAUGCUGGGACCUGAAGGAGAUUUCAUCACUUCACCAGAAAUCAGCCAGAUCUUUGGAGAGCUGAUCGGAGUGUGGAUCAUCAGUGAGUGGAUGGGAGCUGGUCAACCCAAACAGCUGCAGCUGGUUGAGCUCGGACCUGGAAAAGGAUCGCUGGCGAGCGACGUCAUCAGAGUGUUCAGUCAGUUGCAGUCGGUGCUGGGCGGGGCCUCUGUGUCGCUGCACCUGGUCGAGGUGAGUCCGGCUCUGAGUCUGCUUCAGGCUCAGAAUCUGACAGGAAACCGCAGCCAGGAGGCAGACGCAGAAGAUGAUCUGGUUUACCGUCGCGGAGAAACUGAAGCAGGGCUACCGGUGUCGUGGUACCGCCGGUUAGACGAUGUCCCGACAGGAUUUAGUAUCUUUGUCGCUCAUGAGUUCUUUGACGCCCUGCCAAUUCACAAAUUCCAGAGGACUGAGAAAGGCUGGAGGGAGGUGUUGGUGGACAUCGACCCAGAGAAGCCGGACACGCUGAGGUUUGUCGUGGCGCCGGCUCCGACCCUGGCCUCGACGUCGCUCGUGCAGGUCAGUUUAGACCUUCAUGUGAGCAUGUUUUGUUCAGCUCUAGUGGAAGGAAGCAGCUGUAGGAAGCAGAAAGGCUCCUGUGCGUCAGGCAGGGGGAAACCAGGGUCAACCGGCCCGUCGCUCCUCUUCCUCAAUUCUUCUUCUGAGGGUUUUAAAGGUCACCAGCUUCAUGACGUCCUCGCCUCCCCUGGCUCUGCCGACCUCACCGCAGACGUGGAUUUCAACUAUCUGCGGAGGAUGGCGGGAGGAGGCGUGGCCUGUCUGGGCCCCGUCACUCAGAAUACGUUCCUGAAGAACAUGGGUAUUGACACCAGGAUGCAGAUUCUGCUGAGGAACUGCAGGGACCCGUCCACCAGGAAGCAGCUUAUCAGCAGCUACAACAUGCUGACCAACCCCGCCAAGAUGGGCGAGCGCUUCCAUUUCUUCAGCCUGCUGCACCCCAGUCGCCUUGCCAAGCCCCAGAAACCACAGGGGCUGAAGCUUGAGAAGAAGAAGAGCCCGGCACCGCUGCCUGUGGCCGGAUUCACCGAGCUCAAGUUCGCCUGAAAGAGACGACUUUGAAAUUUUGGCUGCCGGGUCAGUAGUGAGUGUAAACAACUACACUGUCCCAAACUUCUUGAACUGACUGCACCACAAAGCAAACAAAGAGAUUUACAGAGCUAAAAACGAGCAGACAGCUGCUUCAUCACUUCCUUUAAGCCUGUGUGAAAUCCAAAAUGGGUGAGUCAUUAAUUAGAUUCACUCCUGUAGAGUCAUUAUGAAGGAGGAAACUAUCCAAAAAGGCCAAAACUGUUCUUUUGUAGCUGUAAACAUGUUUGUUUCUGCUGUAAAGUUGAACUUUUUAAUAUGGAAGUCUAUGGGGCCUUUUGGAGAAAGCCUCAAGUGGACAUUAGAGCAACUGCAGUUUUUGGCACUUUAACUUGGGGAGUGUGAGAGUUUGGACAUUACGAGAUGUCUGUUGGUUUAAAAGAUCAUGUUCUGAUGUGUUUUAACAAAUAUUUAAGGAAAACACAUUUUGUAGUUU